AGGUGGCAGACGCAGUACACAGAGGAUGGAAAAAACAUAUGCAAAUGCCUGAAAAGACCCUAGAGAGAAUAUCAGAUGUCAGAAAAGAGCUCUCAAUAUGGAAAAAAGGCUCAGACAUGAACUCCAAUGUCAGAAAAGAGCUCUCAAUAUGGAAAAAAGGCUCAGACAUGAACUCCAAGGUACAGAGAGUCAUCAAUGAGAUUUCCAAACUUUCAAAAAUGUCAGAAACAAAACUGGAAUUAAUGAAAGCUAUGGAGGAGGAAAAGGCUUUCUGGCAACAAAAAAGCGAUGAAAAAUUAUUGAAUGUGGAGGACAAAAAUUCUCGGUUCUUUCAUAAUAGUGUGAAGACCAGCUUGGGCCGUAUACUUAAGCUACCUCUAGGGAACAUACAAGAUAAAUACAUUUGGGCAUACACAAAACAUGGUUCCUACGCUGUCAAGAGUGGUUGUUGGCUAGUAGCAAAUCAUCCUGCGAUCCCAAAACCUCAACCGGCUGCUAGAAAAACAGAGCGAAGAGCACUGAAACAAUGGAUUUGGGCUUUGAAAACCUCUCCCAAGAUAAAAAUGAUCUUCUGGCGUUUUCUCUCUGGUGCAUUGGUAGUGUCAAAAAGGCUUCAAAGAAGAAAUAUACCAGUGGAUAGUGAUUGCAAGCUGUGUAACAAAGGCCCGAAGAUAAUAUGCUAUUUCAAUGCGAUA
Molecule: messenger RNA, 695 nt
Organism: Thlaspi arvense
Lineage: Eukaryota; Viridiplantae; Streptophyta; Magnoliopsida; Brassicales; Brassicaceae
Source: the annotation of a GenBank genome assembly